Clupea harengus (Atlantic herring) is the source of this 1684-nucleotide messenger RNA. RefSeq lists its product as uncharacterized. The record is from RefSeq and is a predicted model, not a curated record. Lineage: Eukaryota; Metazoa; Chordata; Actinopteri; Clupeiformes; Clupeidae. Gene Ontology annotation, molecular function: 2 iron, 2 sulfur cluster binding.
CUACCAACGUGUGCAUGUCACGUAGUAGUAUGUCAGUACUACCGACGUUAUCGAGUGUCGUCUUCUGUUUACUUCUGGAAGACCCACGCUGAUUCCAUGCAUGGAGCACUUUCAGGAGGAUUUGGUAGAAGCACUUAAGGAAAUAGUGAGAGACGGGAACUGGCAGGUUGCCGGGGAAAAGUCCAAUUUUCAGGCGCCAUGCACCAAGUUAUAUUCGGAGGACGGCGAACAUUUGGUGUUAGUGCACACCGAAGAUGACCGAUUCUGGGCUAUGGAUUCGGCUUGUCCACACGAGGGGGGCCCAUUGGAACUUGGUGACAUUGAGGACCUUGGCGACGGUAAAAAGGCUCUGAUCUGUCCGUGGCAUCAUUUUGACUUCUGCCUUGACACGGGGGCUUCCUCUACUGGGCUGCAGAACCAAGUUUACGACGUGAGAGUGGUCCAAGGCAUGGUGUAUGUCAACACACAGAACGAGUUGUGUCUGAACCCUUUUCCAGACGGCAACACUGCCCCUGUUGAUAAACCAUACAUUGAAAAUGGUGACAAACAGACGUCAGACAGUAGCCUGUGCUACUGGGCCACAAAGAUCCUGUGUACUCCUGAUCCAGAGGAGAAGGUGGCCUUGACCCUGGAGGUGCAGAGGAAGUGGAACUCGGGGGAAAUCUCAGAUGUGGGUGAGGCCACGCCCCCAGCCCAGCCCAGCAGGAAGGACAACCUGACUGUGCUGGAGCCUGGCAAAAUCAAACGUGGCAAAGGAGGGACAUUGGCCAGCCGUGUUGCCCUUCUUCACUCCUUAGCGAACAUUGAGCAGUGGGCCAUUGACCUGUCCUGGGACGUCAUCGCACGCUUCUCCAACACCAAGCUGAGCACAGGAGAGCCACUGCCUCGGCAGUUCUUCAGUGACUUUGUCAAAGUGGCCGGCGAUGAGGCCAAGCACUAUCACCUGCUAGAGAAACGGAUCACAGAUCUCGGCAGCUACUUCGGAGCCCUGCCUGUGCACAACGGACUGUGGCAGUCUGCAUCAGACACUGCUCAUGACCUCCUGGCCCGACUGGCCAUAGUUCACAUGGUACAUGAAGCCAGAGGUCUUGAUGUGCACCCCCAGACACUGUCUCGCUUCGCUGCCCAGGGCGACGCCAAGUCCGUGGAGGCCCUGGAGGUCAUCUACUCCGACGAGAUCACCCACGUGGCGGCAGGCCUGCGCUGGUUCACCUAUGUCUGCGGCGAGGAGGGCAGGGAUUGUGUGCCUGCGUUCCAUGAGCUGGUGAAGGUGCAUUUCAAAGGCUACCUGAAACCUCCGUUUAACACAGAAGGGAGAAAAACAGCAGGGAUGACAGAAGAGUGGUACGUUCCUCUUGUAAAACCCUCCAGCUGACCAAAGGGAAUAUUAUUUAGAUCAUGACUGAAGCAAAGGGAUUUCAGAAACCUGCCCCGACUGGGACAUGAAAUGGACAGAAGACCAUUAAGAGACUGAUGUUUUCCAGCCAGGACGAAUAAAUGGGGAGAAUAGAUGGAGAAUAGAAGAUAGAAAUCGUCUCACUACAAAAUAAGAGGAUGUGGCACAGGGCAGUCUUUCUCCUUACUGUGUGUUACUCCUUGCAACUGUAUUUAUGUAUGUAUUUAUGUCAUUUGAAAACGUUUUGGAUAUGCAGCUUAUUAAACUCUUAUUAAAUGUUAUUUGUAA